CAGCACAACGUUAAGGGCAAAGAUGCAGGCACACCUGUCGGUUAGGUUCCUGUAGGACACUAGACGUUUGCUUCCAGCGAGAGGACGAACGCGUGGACAUUGCGAAGAGUUGGAACGGCACGGUGCUCCGCGAGCUCUGGCGCCAUGCGCUUCUGCAGAGGCGCGAUCUUUCUCCUGGCGGCUACUUUGCUCAGCGUGCCCCACAGCAGAACUGAGGGGUGUUCGGGAACAUCAUGCGGAAAGUGUGACUGCAGCGGUGUAAAAGGGUCAAAGGGGGAGAGGGGGUUCCCAGGCUUGCAAGGCAACAUGGGAUUUCCUGGUAUGCAAGGUCACGAGGGCCCUCCCGGCCCAAUGGGCCCAAAGGGAGACUCUGGAGAGCCAGGGGCCCCCGGGAUGAAAGGCACACGUGGUCUUCCUGGCUCACCUGGAUUCCCAGGAAACCCUGGCCUGCCGGGGUUACCAGGUCAAGAUGGCCCACCAGGACCACCAGGUAUCCCAGGGUGCAAUGGGACAAAGGGCGAGCGAGGUAUAGAUGGAUUACCAGGAAUACCAGGAAUAAUGGGACCACCAGGUAUUCCAGGUAUUCCAGGAAUGAAGGGUGAUCCGGGUGGUAUUAUUGAAGGAUUCAUUCCUCAGAAAGGAGACAGAGGGUUCCCAGGACAGAAAGGAACAGCAGGAUUGCCUGGAAUCCUCGGUCAUCAUGGACCAGUCGGUCCCCCUGGUCCAGCGGGACCCCAGGGAGAGCGAGGAGCACCUGGCGAACCUGGUCCUCCUGGCGAGCGACUCACUUUCGUUGGGCAAAAGGGUGACAAGGGUGAGCAAGGACCCAAAGGUCUCCAAGGACCGCCAGGAGCCCCCGUGGGGGUGGAGGGCACCACUACGAUUUAUGUAGCCGGACCAGUGGGGGAACAAGGUGCCAAAGGAAGCCCAGGGGAACCUGGUAUUUGCUCACCACAUCAAGCGGGUAUCAAAGGUGAACAUGGACCACCGGGACAGAAAGGAAAACCAGGAAAGGAAGGAAGUGAUGGUGCAAAGGGUGAAAAAGGUGACCCUGGUAUUCCUGGAUAUAGUGGCAUGAAGGGGGAAAAAGGCGAGAAAGGACCUCCGGGUUAUGGUGAAGGACCACCAGGUGACCCCGGACCUCGAGGUCCACCUGGACCAAGAGGAGAGCAGGGAUUCCCAGGGCCUGUUGGAGAUCCUGGAGUCCCAGGCAGGAAUUUCGAAGGUCCACCUGGAAAGGACGGCUUCCCCGGAGAAAAUGGCCAAAAAGGAGAGAGAGGUCCUGACGGAGAGUCCCUCAGAGGACUUCCUGGUGCUGACGGACCCCCCGGAAUACCUGGACCUCGGGGCGAAUCCAGUGGGGAAUGUGACCGUGGAACUGCGGGGCCCCCGGGACCUGCUGGGUUGCAGGGAGAGGUGGGGCAGAAAGGUGACCGAGGAGAGCCUUGUACAGACUGUUCAGCAUUUGGACCUCCAGGUUUACCUGGUCCUGUAGGACCCCAAGGAAAGCAAGGUUACCCUGGACCAGCAGGCAGGAAAGGAGACAAGGGUGAGCCUGGUCUUAACGGAGAUCCUGGGAUCCCGGGUUCCCCAGGUUCCCCAGGUUUAAGGGGCAAUCCAGGAGCAGUAGGUGAGCCUGGUGAUAUCUAUGCAGCACCAGGGCUGAAGGGAGAUAAGGGCUCCCCUGGCCUUCCUGGUGCAAGGGGAUUUCCAGGGAAAGAUGGAAUUCCUGGAAAGGAUGGAUAUCCAGGUAUUCCUGGACUCAAAGGAGAACCGGCCAGAGAAGGUAUUAAAGGUGAUCGUGGUCUGGAUGGAGAAAGAGGACCUCCGGGGUCUCCUGGAGAGAGAGGACCCCCAGGUAUUCCAGGAACUGGUUUACCAGGAGAUCCCGGCGAGAAGGGAAGUUCAGGGUCACCUGGUGUACCAGGAAGUCCAGGAAUACCAGGACUUAAAGGUGAACCUGGAAAAGGUGUGAGUUCACCAGGACCUCAGGGUGCACCAGGACCUCGUGGAGAGUCUGGAAGACCUGGUAUUCCAGGUGAAAUGGGUCCCCCGGGUGAUCAAGGAUUGCCAGGAUUCCCUGGGCUGAAAGGUGAUAAUGGCCUUCCAGGAACUGGACCUCCUGGACCACCAGGGCCAAAAGGGUUCUCUGGUAUACCCGGUGCUCCAGGAAUCCCUGGAGAGCCUGGUCCCCCAGGCUAUGAUGGUUUUCCUGGGCAUGUAGGACAACCAGGGCAAAAAGGUGAACCAGGCAUCGGCCUUCCAGGACCCAAGGGCUCUAUAGGGCAACCAGGAGUACCUGGAUUUCCAGGCCAGAAGGGUAGUGUAGGAAUGCCAGGAAUCCCUGGAAUUGAGGGACAGACUGGCCCAUCUGGUUCUCAGGGUGUGAAAGGUGAGGUAGGACCUCCUGGGGCUCAUGGAUUUGCAGGACCACCUGGACCCGCAGGAAUUGGCGAGCCAGGGGCACCUGGAACAGUGGGACCUCCUGGAAAACCUGGUCCCUUUGGCCAUAUUGGUGAAAAAGGAGAGCGAGGUCUGCCAGGUAUUCCCGGUCCAGCAAUGCCCGGUCCUCAGGGCGAGAAGGGCAUCCCUGGUUUUCCUGGAUCACCUGGGCCCAAAGGGCUUCCAGGAGAUCCAGGGGUUCCUGGAAAUGACGGAUUUCCUGGGGAAAGAGGUUCCAAAGGAGAAAUGGGAUUGAUGGGAAUGCCAGGGUCUCCUGGAUUUAAAGGCAUCAGGGGAAUCCCAGGAGAAACUGGACAAAGAGGCGACCCUGGUUUCAGUGGGCCAAAAGGUGACCUCGGACCAAAGGGUCUCAAAGGAGACAGAGGACAAAUGGGACCACCUGGAAAUCUGACAAUGGCACAGGGAAUGGAAAAUAUGAAAGGAGAAAAGGGAGACACUGGUGACAUAGGUGUCCCUGGCCCGACAGGGGAGAAAGGGUAUCAAGGUAUGCCUGGAGACCCUGGAAUGGCUGGAAAGGAUGGAAUGCCCGGUUCACCGGGACAUCCGGGUGCCAAAGGUGACACAGGAGUCCCUGGAGAACCUGGACGUCCUGGAUUUCCUGGCACUAAAGGCAGUGUUGGAGAAAUGGGAAUGCCAGGAGUGGUGGGAUCAAAAGGCUCUAAAGGACUGGUUGGGACACCAGGACAUCCUGGGUUUAAAGGAGAACAAGGACAUAAAGGUCAAAAAGGAGACUCAGGUCUUCCGGGAAUAGGACUCCCUGGUCUCCCUGGCGAGAAGGGUCAAAUAGGCAUGCCUGGUUUCCCUGGUGAGUCUGGCCAAAAGGGCGUGAAAGGUGCCAUGGGUGUCCCAGGAAUCCCUGGAAGUAAUGGGCCGAAAGGAGACGAGGGGCACGUUGGCUUCCCAGGCAGUCCUGGAGUACCAGGAGAGAAGGGUGUAUCAGGGUUGCCUGGGUUACCAGGACAGCCAGGACAUCAGGGACGGCCGGGUGAACCUGGUCUUCAGGGCCCUCCAGGAUCACCGGGAGAUAAAGGCCAGCCCGGAAAAGAUGGAAUUCCUGGAUCUUCGGGCGAGAGGGGGGAUCCAGGUUUACCUGGAACAGGCUUCCCUGGGACCCCAGGACAGGCCGGCAUUAAAGGUGAUAGAGGCGCCCCAGGUCUUCCGGGACUUUCUGGGAGCCCAGGUAUUCCUGGAGCCAAAGGAGACAGAGGCGUGCCAGGCUUCCAAGGCAGCCAGGGCAGACCUGGAGAAAGAGGACUACCGGGGACACCCAUGGAGGGCCCCAAAGGCAAACAAGGACCUGAGGGAGAGCCAGGAGAACCAGGGCAGACUGGCGCUCCCGGGCCUGCAGGCGUUCCAGGAAUUCCUGGAGAGAAAGGCGAGGUGGGGGAGAGAGGUUUCCCAGGCCCACACGGCGCUCAGGGCGGGAAAGGAGAAAAAGGCAUAACUGGGUUUCCUGGUCAGCCAGGCUUACCGGGCGUUGACGGACCAAAGGGCGAGAUGGGAAUUCAAGGAGUUCCAGGCUUCCCAGGUACGAAGGGUGAGACUGGGGUUCAAGGUUUUAAGGGUGAGCUGGGUGACCGAGGAUUUCCUGGACCAAAAGGUAGUGAAGGCCCCCCGGGACCUCCUGGGCCACAUACCUUUGUAAAAGGGGACAUCGGCUUCCCAGGACUACAGGGUUCUCCAGGUCUUCCUGGACCUCAGGGACAUCCUGGACUGAAAGGACAACAAGGAAUAAUGGGUCCCAAAGGUAUUAAGGGAGAGGAUGGUGCACCUGGCUACAAUGGCGUUCCUGGCACUAAAGGAGAACCUGGCACCUCCGGACCUACUGGACCCAGAGGGUACCCCGGCCCUCCAGGCCCUGAUGGGAUCCCAGGCCACAUUGGCCCCCCUGGACCCUCCUCCAUGGACCAUGGCUUCCUGGUGACGCGCCACAGUCAGUCCGUGGAGGUGCCUGUGUGCCCUGCGGGCACCACUCUGAUCUACGAUGGAUACUCCCUCCUCUACGUGCAGGGCAACGAGCGGUCACAUGGCCAGGACCUGGGAACGGCUGGCAGCUGUCUACGGAAGUUUAGCCCCAUGCCUUUCCUCUUCUGCAACAUCAACAAUGUGUGUAACUUUGCCUCCCGUAACGAUUACUCCUACUGGCUCACGUCCCCUGAGCCCAUGCCCAUGAGUAUGGCCCCUGUCACGGGCGACAGCAUCAAGCCUUUCAUUAGCAGAUGUGCAGUGUGUGAGGCUCCUGCCAUGGUGAUCGCCGUGCACAGCCAGACCAUCAUGAUCCCACCCUGUCCUCACGGGUGGAUCUCUCUCUGGAUCGGUUACUCCUUCGUCAUGCACACCAGUGCCGGAGCGGAAGGAUCGGGUCAGGCUCUGGCCUCCCCCGGCUCCUGUCUGGAGGAGUUCCGCUCCGCGCCCUUCAUCGAGUGUCACGGCCGAGGCACCUGCAACUACUACGCCAACUCAUAUAGCUUCUGGCUGGCCACCAUCGAGGACGAGGACAUGUUCAGGAAACCCGUCCCCACUACACUAAAGGCUGGGAACCUGCGGACUCACAUCAGCAGGUGCCAGGUGUGCAUGAAGAGGACUUAGCCAAUCACGUGCCUUCCUCUGCAACGGGCAAAGGUGUUCUAAUGUUAAGAAUCAAAGAUCCCCCCCCGCCCACCCCCCAGCAUGGUGCUACUUCAGGGGGAAGCGUUGGACUGACCCAGUGUGAACAGACUGAAGAAUGUUCCGGAAAACACGCAGGCAGGUCCGAGCUGACCCAGAUCACACGGCGUCUGAAUGCCACUAACGUCCUCAUUGUGUCCCUUUAAGAAGUGACGCCUGUUUACAAUUGCACUGAGCACAUCUAUUAGUAAGCAGAUGUCUAUGUUCUGAAAACACACGGUUUUGUGGAUCAGGUGCUAUUGAAUACAACUAUUGUACUUCUGUUAUUGCUCAUUUUUUAUAGGGUUGCUUAUUAUUUUAUUUUUUUUGUGGCUCAUGCUACGAAACAGCACCUAAUGUAAGUAUCCUGUCUGUAUUUCUUCAUUAUCAUUUACUAACUUUGUUGUUUUCUUUUUGUUUUGUUUGUAAUAUUACACCAUAAGUUCCGUUCGUUCACACCUCAGCUAGGGCACAUAGAUUUGAGGGCCGAUGUAAAUAUCCAGCUUUUGUUUAGUACUUAACACAUUUCCACCAUAAUCUCUUCAGGUUAAAUACAUUAAUUUUUUUUGCAUAUUUCUGGGAACUAUGAGAGUUGAGUACAGAGAGACCAAGGGCGCCGUCCACACACGGCUGUGUUCACUCUUUUUUGCUACAGCCUGUUAGGACCGAAUAUUCAUCACUGCCGGCUGUUGUAGGUGUACGUCUGCAGCUAGGGGGUGCUGCCAUCUGCGAGUAGUGGGCCAUGUUUACAUCCACAAGCAGUUUUAGUGUGUUAGAGUGCAUUGUAUGUGUGUGUUUGUGUGUUUUACAUCACUCUUUAACACUCUUAUCACACUGCUCAUUCUAAGAGGAUGUUUGCCAAGGAUACACCUCAGCAGGGCUUAAAACACACACACACACACACACACACACACACACACACACACACGGUUCUAACUGAAUAGUUAUUUUUUAUGCAUAUUCUCAACCUAAGCAUGCAGUUAAGACAAAGUGUUCCUGUCAUGUGUUCCGCCACAAGCUCAGUGAGGCUUGACUUGAACUGACCCGUCGACCAACGGACUUCACACGCCUGACACACUGAAGGCUUUUAAGUCUCCCAGCGUACGCUGGGGCGUCUUCCCAGAAGCAUCCGCACGGCCGUGCUGUCUCCCGGUGCCGGCCGUGCGGUUGGCUCAUGCUCUCUCUGCUUGCUUUUCCAGCCCUAGACCAAAGAACGUGCACACACAGUUUUAUUACACUGAACAUACUUGACCUUUCUGAGUCCCCUUGUAUAUAAAGUCCACAAAACAAAGGAUUUUUGUGUGUGUGUGUUUUCAGGAAAUUCUCCACCACCACCACUGUGUCUUGUACAGUCUAAUAAUUAGGGAUAUUUAUGUAUACCAAGAGUGCCUGGAAAUAAUUUGAGCCUGUGACAAAUGAAAGCAUCUGAGCACCUUCCUGUCUGGAGAGGAAGUGCUCUAGAAGCCCUGCCCCGGCCACCAGUGCUGUCAUUAUCCUACAUCAUCCGGUUGUACUCUUUACUGACCUCACUACUCAGCCGAGUGUCGGCGGCCAGUUGCCACUGGUUGACCUCCCAGUGGAUGUGCAUGUGCAGAAUUAAGAGCACUUCAGAAGUGAGAUUCGUAGAAGACGGUGGAGAUUAAGUGGGAUUUUUCAAGCACAGUUUUGAGUCCUUUUUUUAAAAAAAAUAAUCCGAGUUUCAUUUAGCUGGCUUUGCGUCUCUCCCCUCUUCUGUACCGAAGUCAUACAAUAAAAUUGUUUGUAUACGUC
Molecule: messenger RNA, 6879 nt
Organism: Electrophorus electricus (electric eel)
Lineage: Eukaryota; Metazoa; Chordata; Actinopteri; Gymnotiformes; Gymnotidae
Source: RefSeq, a predicted model, not a curated record